UACAUGAUGGCUGACCAGGACCCUGGGGGCAUUAGCCCCCUCCAACAAAUGGUGGCCUCAGGCGCUGGGGCUGUGGUCACCUCCCUCUUCAUGACUCCCCUGGACGUGGUAAAGGUCCGCUUGCAGUCUCAGCGCCCUUCAGUGACCCACGAGCUGAUGCCUCCCUCCAGACUCUGGAGCCUCUCCUACGCCAAAUUGCCCUCCUCUCUCCAACCCACAGGGAAGUGCCUCCUGUACUGCAAUGGUGUCCUGGAGCCCAUGUACCUGUGCCCUAAUGGUGCUCGCUGUGCCACCUGGUUUCAGGACCCCACUCGCUUCACUGGCACCAUGGUGAGGAGCAGCUGUGCCCUCAACUGGGUUUGUAGGCAUUCCCCAGGGAUUCACAUUUCUCAAGCAGCAGACCCAGGAAAGAACAGAUAAUGCAAAGCAUGUAGAGGCAGCUAGCUCAGUUUGGGAAAGGCUUCUCUGAGGAAGUAGUGCCUCCAUAGGUUUUGAAGGAUAAAUAGGAGUCUACCUGGGGUUGAAUGGGAAUUGCAUGUGUGGAGUCUUGAGGGGCCGUUGCCUCCCAGCAGGACCCAGGACUGUGGGC
Molecule: messenger RNA, 589 nt
Organism: Pteropus alecto (black flying fox)
Lineage: Eukaryota; Metazoa; Chordata; Mammalia; Chiroptera; Pteropodidae
Product: solute carrier family 25 member 39-like
Exons: 4
Coding region: 4-420 (138 amino acids)
Biological process (GO): mitochondrial transmembrane transport
Source: RefSeq, a predicted model, not a curated record